Molecule: messenger RNA, 1102 nt
Organism: Leptopilina boulardi
Lineage: Eukaryota; Metazoa; Arthropoda; Insecta; Hymenoptera; Figitidae
Gene: Surf6
Product: surfeit locus protein 6 homolog
Exons: 4
Coding region: 146-1030 (294 amino acids)
Biological process (GO): ribosomal large subunit biogenesis; ribosomal small subunit biogenesis
Cellular component (GO): nucleolus
Molecular function (GO): RNA binding; DNA binding
Source: RefSeq, a predicted model, not a curated record
UGAAUGAAGAAAAAGUUGUAGAAGCAGCUUAAUCUACUAAUCUGCUCCAUGUGCUUUCAUUCAGAUAUUUAUUUUUUUUCUCAUGUGUCUUCGCCUGUCCAAAGGAUUAUACUUUUUUUAUAAAAAGAAUAGAGAAUAAUAUAAUAUGCUUCUAAAAGUGUCAAAUAUGUUUAAUUUCAAAAUGGUACAACAAAUAUUAUUAGAUGAAGAAAAGUAUAUAUCAGAUGUGUUUCAAAAAAUGGCUUUACCGUUUACAGAGAAAGAUUCUAACGAGGACAAUGAGGGCGAAAACAAUGAGGAGCGGCAGUUUAUGGAAGUGCCGAUGGGUGAUAAGAAGGUAAAAAGAGCUCAAACUUUCGAAGAAUUAUAUGCACGGCUUGAUGAACUAAAAAGCAAAGGAAGAUUGGAUUAUAGAGAUCGAAAUUUAAAAAAAGGUUUAAAAAGUAGAAUAAAGAAAAAAUCCAAAAAGGAAGAACGUAUAAUGCAGAAAAAACUUGCAAGAACAGAAAAAAUAGCUGCUGCUUCUUCUAAAGCUAAAGAAGAAUGUGUCGAAGCCUCAAAAAUUCCAAAACAAAAGCCAAUCUUUAAUUCUGAAGGCCACAUGGUCUUUAGUAAAUUUGAUUUUUCUCAAGUUGGUACAAAAAGAAAAUUAAAUAAUGAAAAAAAUUCUAAAAAAAUAUUACAAAAAAUUGAACUGAAGAAACAGAAAGUUAAAGAACUUGUUGAAAAUGGAGAAGUAGAGAAAGCUGAUGAAAUUAAAAAAAAAGAAGCAUGGAACGCGGUACUGGCUAAAGCUAAAGGAGAAAAGCUAAGAGACGAUCCAGAACUUUUAAAGAAAUCAAUUAAACGAGAGGAAAUGAAAAAGAAGCAUAGUGCCAAAAAAUGGGAAUCAAGAAUGGAUUCCGUUCAAAAAACUAUACAAGAAAAACAGCAUAAGCGACAAGAUAAUAUAAUGAAAAGAAAAAAGGAAAAGAAAAUGAAUAAAUUAAAAAAGGCCGCUAAAAAAGGACGAUUAAUAUCAAAUAUUUAGGUUAAGUUUCAUUGUAUUAGAUGUAUAUAAAUAAUAAUUCAUUAAUAAUAAUGAUAAAAUGAUAAACCUUUA